AUGUUUACAACAGCACUUGCGGCGACCGUUAACGGACAUCAGAGCGUGCUGCUUGACUCGCGAGACGACGCCACAGACGUGGCCGUACUAGCAGGGACUGAUGGAAACUCAGCAGACCUCAUAAUAAGCAGCGGGACGCUGGAGCUAAGCCGGGGUGACGGGCUCAAGAUUAUCGACCGACCGUCGGUCCAGCAGCGCAGGAAGAAGCCCUACGCGGAGCGCGACAACUGCGCGUGUUGUGUUUCCCAACACGCAUGGCUUGCGGUGCCGGUGGCGGAUACGGACGCUGACGAUGAUGAGGUUGACGAUGAUGAGGUUGACGAUGAUGAGGUUGACGAUGAUGAGGCUGACGAUGAUGAGGCUGACGCUGAUGAGGCUGACGAUGAUGAGGUUGACGAUGAUGAGGUUGACGAUGAUGAGGCUGACGAUGAUGAAGCUGACUCUGAUGAGGCUGACGAUGAUGAGGCUGACGAUGAUGAGGCUGACGCUGAUGAGGCUGACGAUGAUGAGGCUGACGAUGAUGAGGUUGACGAUGAUGAGGCUGACGAUGAUAAGGCUGACGAUGAUGAGGCUGACGCUGAUGAGACUGACGCUGAUGAGGCUGACGAUGAUGAGGCUGACGAUGACGAGGCUGACGAUGAUGAGGCUGACGAUGAUGAGGCUGACGAUGAUGAGGCUGACGAUGAUGAGGCUGACGAUGGGCAACGAAUCACUGUUAAAAAUUCCAGACACGCACUUCACUCGAGGCUGGCGAGGGUCUGGGGACACGCUGAGCACGACAACCUCACCGUACCAGAGCAGAGCGCGCACUGA
This is a messenger RNA of Hyalella azteca, 813 nucleotides long. RefSeq names its product germ cell nuclear acidic protein-like. NCBI's taxonomy places the organism in Eukaryota, Metazoa, Arthropoda, Malacostraca, Amphipoda, Hyalellidae. The transcript has 4 exons. The record is from RefSeq and is a predicted model, not a curated record. The coding region runs from base 1 to 813 and encodes 270 amino acids.